This is a messenger RNA of Plasmodium inui San Antonio 1, 3795 nucleotides long. RefSeq lists its product as hypothetical. Gene Ontology annotation, biological process: microtubule-based movement. Lineage: Eukaryota; Apicomplexa; Aconoidasida; Haemosporida; Plasmodiidae. Bases 1 to 3795 code for a protein of 1264 amino acids. The transcript has a single exon. Gene Ontology annotation, molecular function: ATP binding; microtubule motor activity; microtubule binding. The record is from RefSeq and is a predicted model, not a curated record.
AUGAGUGGGGAGCUCUCCAAUGUAAUUACGAAGAGUCACGAUGGAGAGGGCGGUAAAAGCUUGGAGGAAAUUUACGUGAAUUACAAAAAGUUGAAGCAGCUGAACGGGUUGAACGCGUCAAACGAAGAGAAGAAGACUAACGGCGGAAACGCCAUUAACGCGGCUAAUACUAUUAACGCCGCUAACUACGCUAACGGGGAAAUCGCGAGGGGGGACACGAUCUUCUUCGAAGCGCAGAGCGAGGCGGGCGAAAGCAAGGAGAAAAACGGGGUCACCCUGCUGCACAACGAUACGGAGGAGGAAGCCAAUUUAAAAAAAAAAAAAGGCAGCGAGGAAAGCAGCGAAAAGAGCCACGAAAAGGGUCUUGAAAAGAGUCGAGAAGAAACCCGAGCAGAAGGGGCCAAUGGCGAAAUUGUCACUCGGACCCCCGCUUCCUGUGUGACCAACAAUGACCCAACAGAAAAGAAAAAAAUAAAUGUGUUAACCAUUUCGCCUGAAUUUAGCGACGUGAGAAGGAACUUCAGAUUUACACACAGGAACAAUUUGCACGUGAAAAGAUCCCUAAACGAUGAGCCCCCGCUAGGCGAUAUCAAGAGGGCCUUCCUAAAAAGCAGCCAGAACCUGACCAGCGUUCCGCUGCUCACCGGGUUUGGCACGGUUGCCAGUGUUGGCGGCGUUGGCACUGUUGACAGUCUUGGCACCAUUCGCACCACGCGCAGUGCUCGGGGCGAGGAAAGACCAGGCGGCAGAAAAAAGUUCAGCCCCAAUAGCCAGGCAAACAGCAUAAUCAGCCAUAAUGACCGAACGCUAAAAAUAUUCUGCAACGCGAGGGAAGACGGCGCCAAGAGUAGCAGCAACCCCGCGGGUGGAACUCGAAGCCGCGGCCGACCGCAGCCGGGCGGUGGCGGCGCCCACUUGAACGGAAGCAGCGAGCGAGCGGCAGCGGCCAUCCCCAAUGAGAAGAAGCGGGCCCCCAAGAGGAAGGCCGCAACCAGUGUACCCAGCGUAAGGUGCGUGGCCAACUCGACUACUCUGCCCAGCCUAAUUGGCGCUCCCAGGCUCCAAGUCAAGACGAAAAACGGGACCAUGGAACCUAGAAGCAAAAAUAGACUGUCGGUGACGAAGAGCCAAGCUAACCAAAACGUAAUGGACCACAUCAGUGAGUACCCCAUAACGUCCAAAAAUAUAUACGACAGCAUUUACAUCCCGCAGAUCAACAUAAAAAACAUCUUCAGUGCGAACUCCAGUGGUGGGGGGGCAGCGGCGUGCACGUACAACGCCUCCUCCUGCGCAGAUCCUUCCUACCUCAGCAACGCAGACAGCAGUCCGUUGAAACGGGAAGACAGUUCUAACCUAAUAAAUACUCUAAACGCGUAUUCAAACGUAAAAGUUGCAGUGAGAAUAAAACCCAUUUCCGAAUCGGAAGAAAAUAUCGUCUCUAUAUUUAACAAAAACUAUGUCUUAAUUGAGAAGGAAAAUGAAAAAGAGUGUUACCUACUGUCUCAGAAAAAAAAACAAGCAACGUACGUUUUCGAUGUCGUAUUCGACGUUAAUGCAACACAAGAGAAUGUCUUUCUCCACACCGCCAAGCCGUUAAUCCCUCACGUCUUUAAAGGAGUCAAUGGAACCGUUUUUGCAUAUGGGGCCACGGGUUCAGGAAAAACGUACACUAUGCUGGAUGACAAGAAUCAGAACGGGAUCGUACAGUUGUCUCUCCUCGAAUUAUUCACCAUAAUUAAAGAGAAAAAGUAUGAGAAGGCAAAAGUGCUGAUGAGUUUCCUAGAGGUAUAUAACGAAACCAUUAGGGAUCUUCUCGGAAAGGAGAAGAACAAACCAUUGGAGGUACAAGAAGAUGCAGCCGAAGUCCGUGUCAGCAAUUUAUGCGAAGUCCAUGUAGAGAGUUACGAACAAGCAAUGAUCCUAAUCAAUGAGGGAGUGAAAAAUAGGAAAAUGUCUCCUACCAGGGCGAAUAAAGUGUCUAGUAGGUCUCAUGCCAUUCUACAAAUAUACAUCCACAACGAAGUGAUGGAUAGCAAUAUGAAUGCAAUAAAUUAUAAGGCCAAAUUAUGCUUCGUCGAUUUAGCUGGUUCUGAGAGAGCUAGUGCUACUUCUAACAAAGGGGAAAGAUUCAAAGAAGGCUCCUAUAUUAACCAGUCACUUCUUGCGCUAGCCAAUUGUAUAAACUCUCUAGCGUCUAAUAAACACAUCCCAAAGGUAAGAGUCAAAUAUAGGGAUAGCAAAUUGACGCACCUGCUAAAGAAUUCACUCGAAGGAAACUGCCUUGUGGUGAUGAUCGCAAAUAUUAACCCUUCGAGAAAAUCAUUUCAGGAAUCUAAUAAUACUCUUAAGUAUGCAUUUCGAGCCAGGAAUAUCAAACUCUGUGCAACGGUCCAAACGAACGACAACAAAGAAAGCGACGUGGAGAAAAUACUUAAGCGAAAUGAUCUCCUCCAGAAAGAAUACGAUCUGCUACUUCAUAAGUAUGGUAGACUCAAGGAGUGCUUCGCCAAUUUGAAGGUCCUCUUUCAGCUCUAUAGAAAUGUCCACCAUUGUUACCAGAGGAAGGAAAACGCAUCGGGGAAAGUACCCAUCAUCGGACUGAAGCAAAACAUUUCCGUCUAUGAGGAGCUCAUUAAAAUUAAGUCGGAGGAAAUUAAACAGAAAUUUGAUUCCCUCCCCUCGGGGGAUGACCAAGAUGAUGUGUUGUUACUUAACAUUUUUGACUCUGUUGUGGACAAAGAUUUGGAUCAUUUUAUUCGUUCCAAUUCCUCUGCCUUAACUGGGGAGGACGACAAUCGGGGGGUGCUGCUCGACCAGGUGAAGAGGGGACUCGUCGGGGCGGAAGCGCGGGCAAAUGUCCACGCGGGGGGGUUAUCCCCCGAGUUGAAGCGCUCCGCAGAUGUGGCUAUAGAGGGGGACCAGCUGAACGGGCUCGAGGGGUCGGCGGAUUGCGUCAAUGGAGUGCACAGUGGAGGGGGCAACUUGGCGGGGAGAUUGCCUACAUCAAACGUACCCAUUACAGCGAGGAGGGUGCCCACCUCCGACGUACCCACCGUAACAGCCGCGGAAGAAGGCGUCACCCCCGCUUACGGCGCGAACCAAGGCGAACGAUUGGAGCGGAAGCACCCGGGUAGAAAGCAACAUCUACAGACCUUCCAAGACAAUCUCACCGACAUGCAAAACAGCAUUUUGAUGGAAACGAUCAGCAAAAAAAUGGAGACUUCUUCCCACGCCCCCAUAAUAAAAACGGACGUGACGCAGUUAUUCCUGCAGAGUGGCAUCCACGCAGAUCCCCGUCUCGUCCUAAAUGAGCAGACGGGCAAAAACAUCCUCACCGAGCUUCAACCCCACGAGGGGCUAAAGUACAGUCAAAUUUUAGAUAACACUAAUAGGGGGCACCGUAGCGACGCCACGCAGGAUUAUCCCCAGGACGCCUCAAAGGGGACAGGAAGCCUUUUGAACAAGCCGAAUGCGAUGGAAGAUAACCUACUCCAUUCUGCCGGCCAUUUUGCAGAUCGUUAUGGAGACAACUUUUACGAUGCCAACGGGGUGGAGAAAGCAGAGGUUACUACCUUUGCUAAUCCGAUGGAGGCAAAGAACACCCGCGAUGUAUUCAACUUGGGGAGAGCGAAACGUGAGCCACAGGUAGGCAGGCUGAUAUCCAACAAUGAGGCGGUUAGGAGCAACAAGAGGAAACUAGCCCUCGUGGAGGAAAACAUAAAGCAUGAACAUCACGAAGAAAAUUCUUCAUCCGUCAGAAAAAAAAAAUUUAAAAAUGAGAGGAAAGUGAGGUAG